Messenger RNA from Amoebophrya sp. A120, 8603 nucleotides. The record is from the annotation of a GenBank genome assembly. NCBI's taxonomy places the organism in Eukaryota, Dinophyceae, Syndiniales, Amoebophryaceae.
AGCUACUAUAGAGAAUAACGACCUCCACACACAGAGCAAGGAGUUCACAGAGCAGAUAACUCACGACGUGCCUUAUUUGAACAUCAAAAGAAGUACGAAUAAAUACGAAAGAAUCACGCGCUCACGACCUUCAAGAUGCAUCCGCCCACGAGAUCUUCGAGUGAUAAGGACGGCAAUAAGAUGCAGGCCAGUAACUCGUCUUCUACUAUCGAGGAGGACUUCUUCUAUUCCUCGGCUGAUACCGGCGGCCCGCCGAUGGUGCCGCGGACGACGGUGCGCAAUCUGAUCGACUUUGACGAGGUGAACAGGAGCGCGGGCGGCAGCGCAGGAAGCCCGAACAGUACCAUGGUGGCCUACCAGCAGCUGUUGCAAAGUACAGUUCGAGUACACUUCUUGUGUUGAUGGUUCUACUUGUGUUUAAUACGGAUAUACGUAAUUCAAAUUCUUGCAGCAUAAUUACCAGUAGUAAAAGUCAUAGUCUGGCUUGAUCAAAGAAUUGUUUUGUUUCGAGCAUUCAGGCCUUAGAAGGAAAAAAGAUUUUCAUUUUCUCCAUUGAGAACCACACGACAGACCUCCUAUGUAUACUACUUCCCAGGUACGACCGCGGCGCAUUCGGAACUAGAAAAUCAAUGAGUCCCACUUGCGCGAGCAGCAAGUGGGGACGCACGACACACACGCCAAGGUAGUGCUGCUGCUGUGCGCUCUGCACGAAAUGGCAGUGCGUGCGCUCCCUGCCGCACAGCGCCAGCGCCUCGGACAGAGGCCUGGCGUGGUGUGCUCGCGUCUCCGUGACGACACGCUUCAAAAGAAGCGCGCUGCGCCGGUCCCUAUCACGGCAUGCACAGGCCUACUUAGGCACACUGCGUGGUCCCCGUGGACACCAGCUCCGUGCAAGGAGCUCCUUGGUGUCGUCUCCGCAGGUCCCUCGCCCGACACGCUUCAAGCGAAGCGUGUGGCACGGUCCCCGUCGCCAUCAACGCCUCAGGGGCUUGGUGUCGGCUCCGCAGGUCGAAGUCAUGGCGUGCUUCUUCGAAGCAUGCUGUGUGGCGGCCGUGCGUGCUUGGUUGGUACCGGCUCCGUAAGUCCCCAUCGCGGCGGGCUUUUACGAAGCGCGCUACGUGGCCCGCGCGCCACCUCCAGAGGACGACAGACCUCCUAUGUAUACUACUUCCCAGGUACGACCGCGGCGCAUUCGGAGCAAGCUACUAGUAGGAAUCCUGCUAGUAGAAUCGUGCUAGCAGAAAAGCGGCUACUAGUAGAAAUCCUGCUAGUGUUUUUAGCGUCACAAAAACGCGAAGAACGCCUUUUGCUUCGGCCCCAGCCAACGCCUUUUGCUUCGGCCCCUGCCGUGGGUUUUCGCUUUGGCCUGCUUGCUCUAUUUUUUCAGGGCUGUCUGGUUUCUAGCAAGAACCACCCGCAGCACCUCCUCUGCCUUCCCGCUGCGGCUGCCCUGCCGCCCUGCCUGCCCUGCUUUAUCUUUGCUGGGUGCCGGCAAUGUUUCUAGUCUUUCGGCCGUCGGCGCGCUUUUUUCGUGCUGUUUCCUGUGGCUAGCCUCCCGAGCCUCCGACAAGGGUCUGCGCACGCUCUCCGGCGGCCCUGUUUGUGGGGGCUCGGGCAGGGGUUGCGCUCAGUGCCCCCGCACGCCCCUCGCGCCUAGCGGCCUUGCCUCUACGUGCGCUUCCUUAGCUCCCGCCGAGGGAGAAGGGCCGGGCGGGAGCGCUGCCGCUUCUCUUUUUCGCACACUGGUCGCGCCAACACAGUCUCAACAUGUACCGCUGGCCACGGGCGACCACGCUUUUUUUCCCUCGCCCCCCCUUGCACCCCCUCGUCGCCGGGCCGGCGGGCGCGGGGCGCACGCCCGUUCUAGAUAUACUACUUCCCAGGUACGACCGCGGCGCAUUCGGAAGACCCCGGCGCGGAGGUACAGACCUCCUCCCCCGGGAGCAAAGCCGGGCAAACAAGGCUCCAGGACGUCUCCACCGGACAGCCCCGUUCCUGGGUAUGUGUGUGGCGCUCCUAAGGCCGUGAUUACCACACAUAGUUGCGACAGCUGAUAUUGAGGCAGCUGCGACAACGCUAUGAAUUAGGCUGAUCAGGCCCCCCCUGACGGCUAGGUGGACCUGUUAGCGCUGUUUGGGUCUCUAGGUUUCUGUCGUAGUGUCCGCCGUCUGUUGUUCUUGUGCACGUCUUCUCAUGCCUGCACACCCGGCUUUCGUUAGCGCUAGGCUGAUCCAGCUGGUUUUUCUAGGGAGCAUGUGGCAGCGUGACUUUUACCCAGUUCUCUAUGUAUUGCUGCAGGAGUUUGUCCUUGUCCACCUUUGGUUUUACAGUUUUCCCAUUCUCUGCUUAUCGUUACCUGGCGAGGCGCAUUUUCAGCAUUUUAGGAUUUAUCCUUACAAGUAUUUUCUGAGGUUUACUUGUAGGUGGCCAGCUCUUGCUUACUUUCCUAGGUGACAAGGGAAAUGCCACUGCUCGCUGCACUUUGCAUGUGGGGACUUUGCAGCGGAGUUGUGUCCGGGGUGUAGGUUCACUAUGUAGUGUAGCUCUUCCGUAGCCGUAUCUUAGGCGCCCGCCAGGCCGUGGAUGCAGAUCGUUUCUGCGGAACGAACUGGCCAAGGGAAAUACGGCCUGCCGGCGCAGCUUGGGCGGGACAGGAAUGGGCGAAAGCGUUGGCGGGCGCAACAAGACACGGAGGUAGUUCUGAGAUUGCGGAAGAAAGCUGUGGGCAGCAGUUCGUUGCAAGGCGUGAACAGAAAAAACAGAAACAUGAUGGCGAUGAUAAUGAUGAUGCAAAGGAAUGAUGGAAAGGAAAAGAGUCGUCGUGUAAUCCCUGCGUGCUCGAAACCCCAAGCGCCUGGCAAGCAAAAGAGUGUCAGUGUUGUGUCGUUUUCCCCGUAUUGCCGCCCACUGCUCGUCUUUCGCGUCUCUGUGUUGUUCUCUUCUCGUGUGUCUCGUGUUUUGGUUAGCGCUAGUGCCGCUUCGGUUGUCUUCGCCCCUAAGGCUACCAGCUCUGCUCCCACCCGCAACUGGUUUUCGGUGUGAUUUGACCCCGACGAAACAAGGCUCCGUUUCGGGGUAAUCGGAUUGUAGGAUGCCCAAAAUGAGCCGGGGCCCUACCUUUGACACUGUCGAGCGGUGCACAUCAUAGUACGACCUCCCUAUUGUCUGUACUGCCCGGCUCGGCUGUUCCUGUCUUAGGUCUGCUCGGGGACGCUUGGGCCUCUAAUACCCCAGCCCGAGAUCUGCAAGGUCCCAAAAACCAGGGCUGUAGUCUACCAAGUGGGCAAGGAUGAAAGCCCCCGCUUGGAGCCUCUUGCGAUUCACUUCACUUCACUUCACUUCACUUCACUUCACUUCACUUCACUUCACUUCACUUCACUUCACUUCACUUCACUUCACUUCACUUCACUUCACUUCACAUCACUUCACUUCACAUUCACGAUAGACUAUACUACUUCCACCCAGGUACGACCGCGGCGCAUUCGGAAUUACAGCAGCAACGCGGUCUGUAACAGACCAUCCAAGGGCUUUCCGCGUGAUUUUCUUUGGGACAUCCCUUCUCCAUCCUGGGUUUUCCGCAUGAUUUCCUUUGGGAAAUCGCUUCGUCCGGGUUUUCCGCAUGAUUUCUUUUAGGAAAUCGCUCGCCCCUGGGCUUUCCGCGUUUCUUUAUAGGAAAUCUCUUCCUUAGGAGCCGGCCGCUGAUCUCCGCGUCAACACGUAGUGGAGGCAAGCUCUUUCUGAUCUUCACUGUGAUAAGUAUCGGGGUCUGUGAUAAGUAUAAGUGGAGGCAAGCUCUUUCGGGUCUGUGAUAAGUAUCGGGGUUUCUCCUUUGAUAUGGAUCAGAGGGUCCGCGAUGUCGGACUUUUCUCCUUUGAUAUGGAUCAGACGACUUUUCUCCUUUGAUAUGGAUCAAAGGAGAAAAGUCCGGACUUUUCUCCUUGCAAAGGAGAAAAGUCCGCUGGAUUGAUACCAGAGCGAGCAGCUCCUGGUGCAAGUCCUUCUGUUUUUGCUUCACAUCCUUCUGCUUUAGCAUCAAAUCCUUCUGCUUUAGCAUCAAAUCCUUCUGUUUUAGCAUCAAUUCCUUCUGUCUUAGCAUCGAUUCCUUCUGUUUUUGCAUCAAUUCCUUCUGUUUUUGCAUUUUUCUACAUAUCACGCGGGCUGUGAUAUCAACAGCACAAUCGACUUUUCUCCUUUUCUUCUUUGAUAUCACGUGAUAUCACGUGAUAUCAAAGGAGAAAAGUCUUUUUUCAAAGUUUAAAGACCCCAUGAACAGACCUCCUAUGUAUACUAUUUCCCAGGUACGACCGCGGCGCAUUCGGAACUACAGCAGCAACAGGAGCAGACCAUUCAAGGGCUGAACGAGGAGCUGAGUUUUCUCCGCUUUGAGCUGGAGAUGAAGGAAAACGAGAAAAAAAUCCAGAUGGAGCUGCUGAAAAGCGACUUUGAGGCGGAAAGGAAUGCAUUGAAGCAGGAAUUGGGAAGGCUGCAGGAAGGACAGAAGGAAAUACCAAACAAAGCGGGAAAGAAUUCCACGGGGGAAAUUUUUGACGGAAAAACCGCGACGCGGAAUUCAACAUCGAAUGUAGUCGGCCCAGAACAACAAGAUCAUGCAUUGCUGGAAAAACAACCCGCAGGUGGGAACAACACAGCCACUAUCUCCUCUGCCAAAACCACGGCUGCUCCACCUGACCUCCCGAUGGAAGAACUACGAGCAGCCUCCUACGAGCCCAUGACACCGAGCACCACGGUAUUCUGAGUAAAAAUGUCCUCACACCAGAGUCAAGAUGGGAAAUCUGCUAGACAAAUCAACCAGCAUUGGUUGUUUCGCAUGAGAAGUCUGUCCCCGUAGCGUAAUCCUGUUUAGCUAGUUCCGAAGCAUCACAGAUCUAGCCUAGCAUGCUCAUUCGAGCAUCACAAAUUCCAAAGCGCGACUAUAAAACUGCUCUCAUGGGGCGUCGCAUGAGAAACUUUUAUGACAUGCCGAUUUGCAUGACAAAACGUGGGGACGUUUUUACUCAGAAUACACGGAUUUCGUGGAACUGGACGACGAACUAAGGCUGUUCAGUACCUUAUCACGAGAAAAAAUGGUUACAGUUACAGCACAUUGUGUUGCAAGCGCAGCAUGACAAACAGCCUCUGUCAUGCCAGAAAUGCUUCCAAGCUUGAUUUCAUACGUGUUUUCCCUUAUGGUUUGUGCAUUGCAAGUUUUCCCUCUCAUGCAGAGAAAAUUUGUGUUGCUGAAGUUACAACAAAUGUGUAACUGUAACACAUUUUUCUUGUGAUAUACCUUUCUGAACUCGCUCGCACAACAGCAGCAGCAGUACAACAACUUCCAUGUAGUUGCCGGCGGAGGUGCAGGUGGAGAAGACGCUAGUUGUUCCGCUUUAGCUCCUAGUGCCACGACACCUCAAGCUGUAGAUCAACAAGACGCGGCGGACCAGGGGGCCCAGCAGGUGGAAAUUCCGGUGGACGCAGAGAAGUUGUUUCACGAGGAGACGCGAAACCUGCUCGAGUUCGUGUCCAAGUUGCAGACCACGUGCCACAACCUGACGCUCCGCUUGGACCAGGCGGAGGCGCAGUUGAUGGUGUCCAAGAAGGAGCACGCCACGCAGAUCCAGCAGCUGCAGCGCAAAGUGGCCUCGCUGACCACGGAAAACGAAUCGCUGUUGCAGCUGUUCCACUCCACGGCGCCGGGUUUGGUCGCCAGCCAGCACAACUACCGGCUGUCUUCUUCACAGAGCAGCAGCAAGAACUCCACGGGUCGGAAGCUCUCCUCGGUUUCCUCCAACAGCCCCGGCGGUGGGGCGACAACAGGAUCAGCAGUUCACGUAUCUUCUAGUACAACUACUUCUGGCGAACAAGCUGUCCUUCCAACAGGAGCCGCUUCCCUAGUGGUCCACAAGCACCACCAGCAGUUCUCCAACGGCAGUAGCAGCAGCUCCGCAAACUAUCGCGGAAGUAGUGGUGGGAGCAAUUACAACAGUUCCCACAGCGGAGGUGUUCUUGGUGUUCAGAACCACCACGACCGCGGGCCGCCCCAAAUCGACGACGGGCAACAGCGCAACAGUGCCCAGUCGUCGCAGAAUCAGAAACGUUCGCAGACGAGUUUUUUCUCCAUUUCCGGCAACUCUUCGCCGGCGGAUGAGGUGGAUAACUUGUCCGCAAGCACAAACAACUUCAACGACCCGCGACGCAUGACGAUGAGCCAUCCCAACCUUGUGGUGUCCUCCUCGUCCGGGCACCAGCAGGUUCAGCAGGGGGUAGCUCCGGCUGGUGCAAGAAGAACGACAUCUUCCUCGACAGUCGUGACUAGUAAUACACAUGAUCUUGAUCAUCUGGGGCAAGAAGUCUCGUCAGGACAACAUCCACAUCAUCAUCCACAAGGAUUAGCAUCUGGUGCGGGAGCAGGACACCGCAGUCCCGUGGUGAAACUCGCCCGCACCACGGACGAGCGUUACUUCAGUACCAAUCGGGCGCCUGCAAACUCAGGAGCUACGACUUCUCUGGCCCUUUCAACGGCCGCAAUGGACCACCACAGCCGUACUACGCGGUCUUCGUUGAGCAGCGAUGCACCAGCCCGAGGAAUAGUGGACACCGAGCAGCCCGUUGUAGAUGUGAAGGUCGCCGGCGGCAAGGUGUACGUGCCGCCAUUCACGACGCAGCACGGUUGUAGCAGUAGCACAACAACUGCUACCGUGGGCGGAACAAGUAGUGCAAGUGGUACUUCAGCUGCCGCUGGUGGCCGCAAGCCACCAACACCCAUUUCUACCACCGUCGGGAAUCACCUAAUAUGAAUUGCAACUAUGUCGGUGUCUGGAAGAAUGCAAGUUUGUCAUGCUUGUCUGGCAUGACUCGAGAAUCUGUGUUGCAUAGGCACGAAAAGGCCCUCUUACCUGUCGUGCAAAAACGCAGUUUGCCAUGCGGAAUACGUAACACAUGGCAGCGAAAAAAGUUGUCAUGCACAGCUGCAUCUUGCGUUGCGUCUAUCAUUCACUCUUAGCAUUACAAGUUUCCUCCAGACCCAGAUAUAUUUGCAAUGCAUAUCUAAACGGGCAGGGCAAUGGCCAGGGUGGAUCUACCACUACUUCCACAGGUGGACCACCACCGGCCCUUGGUCCGCAAGUGUUCCGGAUGUCGUCCCCGCUUUCGAGCUCGGAGUCAAAUUCCGCCAGCUCCUCCCCGACCAGCCCACCUGGCCUGGUGUCGAUGAGCAGUGCCAACUACGGGGCGCGACAGAGCACCAGCUCGCGGCAGGAGCAAAACUUGCAGCAAUUGUUCAACUUCUCCAAUAGUAGUACGUCGACCUCCAACCGUGCAGUUGCCGGUGGCAACACCGGGACGACGUCGAAUUACGGUAGUAACAAGCGUCCGAGCCCCUCGGGGCAGCUACCGUCGUCCGGCGAGAGGAGCAGUCAUGGGGCUCCUCCCACCGCGGAUGUGGUAGUCAGGGGGCACAGGCUGUCAUCCUCUAGUGGUGGCGGUGGUAGUAGUGUUGUAGUACCCCCGGCAGGAGGAGCUGGGUCGGCCGCCGCUGCACAGAGGGUCGUGAGCGGUAGUAGUAGCUCCUCUACUUACGGUAGUAGUUCUCAGCGGAUGUCCAUGUCAUCUACUUCGGAGCAGCAGCGAGCUGAAGUGGACUUCUAUUUUACGCAGUACAACAACAACCAGCAAAUCAGCAGCGCGAGUGCAGCUGCUGCGCCGCCAGUGAGUCAGCGACCCGGCAGCAGUCCAGGAUUGAUGUUCUCGAGUACAACUUUAUCUCCGGCUGGUACCACUCCUGGCGCGCCAAGUUCCACGCUGGCCGGCGGACUGCGAAAAGGAGCGGCGUCGCCUGCAGCACAAAACUACCCGGCGGCGAGCAACAUCACGUCAAGUGGUCUCACAACAACGACGACGCAUCUGGGGAGCCGCACUCGCACGGUCGAGCAGACAGAGAACGCUUCCUCUUUGACCAACAUGUUCUCCGGACUCUCGAAGCUGUUCUCAACGAACACUGGAAGUACUUCUAGCGGAGCCUCCGGUGGAGGUGGUGGACACCGCUAAGUUGUAGUGGUGUUCCCAUGAUGUGGGCACAGACCGCCACGCCUGGCUGCUAUAGCUUCGAAGCUCGGCUCGACAAAAGUCCAUUUCAUAUUCCUUCAAAUAUGGCCAAAAUCCAAACUAUUCAUGUCGCCUCGAACUGCUCCUGAAAAAUAUUUUUACUGAUUCAGGCCGAAUUAUGGAGGAUUCUGCUAAAGAUAUGCGAAUAAAGAUUUUUCUUCGUGCUGUUGGAUCUUGUUCAAGCGGAAAGUACACUAGAGUACAGUUUUUUUGGCGCCGUCCAUGUUGCUGCUUGCUGACAGCCCGCAAUUGCAUUUGAACCGAACAAGCUUCUUUUUUUUUGGCCAAACGGUGGUCUUUUGAAACCAAAUCAAUCUCCUGUAAAUAUAUUAUUGCUUGGCGAAAUUAUGGCCAUACCCACGCGAGAUGAAGAGACCAGAAGUGACAAAAGAGUCGUUUCCAACGCAAAAAUCGGAAGCGAUAUUUAUAAAUUUUCGUGUCUUUAUUCGCUUUCUCCGCCUCUUUUUAUGCAAAUCCGUGAGAAGCAAGCUCCUUGAUGCGCA